Messenger RNA from Bactrocera oleae (olive fruit fly), 1833 nucleotides. RefSeq names its product arginyl-tRNA synthetase, mitochondrial (gene ArgRS-m). Gene Ontology annotation, cellular component: mitochondrion. Gene Ontology annotation, molecular function: ATP binding; arginine-tRNA ligase activity. NCBI's taxonomy places the organism in Eukaryota, Metazoa, Arthropoda, Insecta, Diptera, Tephritidae. Gene Ontology annotation, biological process: arginyl-tRNA aminoacylation; mitochondrial translation. The record is from RefSeq and is a predicted model, not a curated record.
CUGUGUUUUUGUUCGAAUUGAUAACAAUUCGAAUAUGAGUUGUAAAAAUGAGCGCACGAAUUCGUAGCGCUAUCUGUGAAAAAAUUUCACUGGCAACACAAAUUGCUCAUAAUGUAUACUACGAGUUGGAAGUACCGGCAAAACAGUCUGCAAUACUACAUUGGACUCCACCGCCUAGCGACAGAAGCAAUGAAUUACUUCAACUAAUACCAAACUUGCAAUAUGACAAAUCACUUAUUAAAACGGUGAAUCUAUUACCAGCAAGUGGUAAAGUUCCAGCUCGUGUGGAAUUUCAACUACAAAUGCAGUCAUUUGCAGAGUUAUUACUGCAGGAUAAUGGUGAAUCUGCGCCGCGGUUAGAAUCUCAUGUGGUAUUCGAUUAUAGUUCUCCCAACAUAGCCAAGCCGUUCCAUGUCGGUCACUUACGUUCCACAAUAAUCGGAAAUGUACUCUCUAAUUUGCACCAGCAUUUAGGUUAUCGUGUAACACGCAUCAACUAUCUUGGCGAUUGGGGUACGCAGUUUGGUAUGCUACAUUUAGGUGUUCAAAUGCUUGGUAUAACCAAUGAGCAGAUGCGUUCCAAACCAAUUGAAACACUAUAUUCCGCGUACGUAGCUGCCAACACUUUAGCCAAAACAGAUGCCAAUAUUACGGAGAAAGCAAGAGAAUGCUUCACAAAUCUGGAAAAUGGAACUGACGCUGAAUUGGCGCGGCAGUGGCAGGAAUAUCGGAAAUACACUGUGACAGAAUUAGAGCAAGUUUAUGCGCGGUUGGGUGUACAUUUCGAUCAAUAUGAUUGGGAGUCGCAGUACUCGCAACGACAAAUCAGCGAUGUCUUAGAGCGCUUGCAAGAACAAGCUCUUUUGCUAGACGAAAGCGAUGGAAGAAAAGUGGUUAAAGUGGAUGGAAGACGUAUACCGGUAGUGAAAAGUGAUGGAUCCAGUUUAUAUUUAACUCGGGACAUAGCAGCUGUGCUGGAUCGGUUUCGACGUUAUAACUUUGAACGAAUGUAUUAUGUGGUUGAUAAUGGGCAAGCGGAUCAUUUUAAUGCGCUUUUCAAAACGACAGCCGCUUUGACAACCGACAUAUCAUUAGAUCGGAUGGUCCAUAUAAAAUUCGGACGAAUACAUGGCAUGAGUACGCGUAGCGGCAAAGUAGUUUUUUUGCGGGACGUACUUGAUGAAGCGCGAGAUUUAAUGCUGGAAAAGCAAUUGCAAAGUGCUACAACUAAAGUGGAAUUGUCCAGUUCAUCCAGUGAUUAUAAAACUAUUGCCGAUGUACUAGGUGUGUCUGCGGUUAUCACAAAUGAUCUGAAACAACGUAGACAACGUGACUAUGACUUCGAUUGGAAAAAAGCGUUACAAGUGAGUGGCGACACGGGAAUAAAACUGCAAUACACACAUUGCCGACUGCAUAGCUUAUUACAGAAUCUAAAGCAUAUUGAUACCUCCAACUGUAAGGUGGAUGUAGCGCAGUUGUCAGAGCCUGAAGCGCAAAACCUAUUACAUGAAAUAGCGCGAUUUGACCAAGCUGUGUGGAUGUCGAAGAAACAAUUAGAAGUGUGUAUACUGGUGAACCACUUAUUCACACUUUGCAACUCAACUAGUCGUGCUUUGAAGCGCUUAAAUGUCAAAAAUGAAGAAUGCCUUAGUAAACAACAAAAUCGUUUGCUCCUAUUCAGUGCCGCUAAACGUAAUCUAAACACAGGCAUGCGUAUACUUGGAUUACGGCCACUUGAACAAAUGUAGUUUUCGUUAAGUUUUGCAAAAUAUUUUUUUUUUUUGUGUGUACGUUAUUGUUACAAAUGUGCUCUGAAAUAUAGAUUUUAUUGAA